Helianthus annuus (common sunflower) is the source of this 1921-nucleotide messenger RNA. RefSeq names its product berberine bridge enzyme-like 21. The record is from RefSeq and is a predicted model, not a curated record. The transcript has a single exon. Lineage: Eukaryota; Viridiplantae; Streptophyta; Magnoliopsida; Asterales; Asteraceae. The coding region runs from base 26 to 1651 and encodes 541 amino acids. Gene Ontology annotation, molecular function: oxidoreductase activity; FAD binding.
UUAUUAUAAUAAUCAUUACCAAACAAUGAACAACAAUAUGAACUCCUUAAAUAUUCUUCUACUUGUACUCACUCUUCUAUUCUCCUCCCCCUCUCACGCAACCAUGGACCCCGACUCGAUCUACGAGUCGUUUCUCCAAUGCCGAAACCUCUCAUCCGACGUCGUUUACAGCUCGACCGCGAACACAUCCGCGUACACAACCGUCCUCCAAGCGUACAUUAAAAACAACCGUUUCAACACAACCGCAACCCCUAAACCCGCGGUUAUCAUAACCCCAACAACCGAAGCGCAAGUCCAAGCCGUGGUUCUUUGCGCAAAAAGACUCGGUGUCCAGAUUAAAAUCCGUAGCGGCGGACAUGACUACGAGGGAAUCUCGUAUGUCUCGUCCGAGCCUAACUUUGUCGUACUCGACAUGUUUAACUUUCGCUCGAUCGAUGUUAACAUCGAGGAAGAAACCGCGGUCGUGGGGGCCGGGGCGCAGUUGGGCGAGUUUUAUUAUCGGAUUUACGAAAAGAGUAAAGUGCACGGGUUUCCAGCUGGCGUGUGUCAGACGGUUGGUGUCGGCGGGCAUUUAAGCGGUGGCGGUUACGGUACCAUGCUUCGAAAGUACGGUUUGGCGGUUGAUCACGUGACUGACGCGCGCAUUGUCGAUGUCAACGGUCGGGUUCUGGACCGGAAAUCGAUGGGUGAAGAUUUGUUUUGGGCGUUGUGUGGCGGCGGCGGCGGUAGUUUCGGUGUUAUUUUAUCGUACACUGUGAAGUUGGUUUCCGUGCCCGAGGUGAACACCGUGUUCCGGAUAAUGAAAACGCAAGCGGAAAACGCGUCCGCAUUGGUUCACAAGUGGCAACAAAUCAUGCCCGAAAUUGAUGACGAUUUGUUUCUUAGGGUUUUGUUGCAACCGGUUACGGUUAACCGGACUAGAACCGGUCGAGCGUCGUUUAUCGCGCAUUUUUUGGGUGAUUCGGAUAGAUUAGUCGCGUUAAUGGAUAAAAGCUUUCCGGAAUUAGGUUUGAAAAAGGAAGAUUGUAUCGAAGUUAGUUGGAUCGAAUCGGUUCUUUACUGGGCUAAUUUCGAUUUAAACACGACUUCGCCCGAGAUUCUUCUCGACCGUCAUUCGGGCAAUGUAAACUUCGGAAAACGAAAGUCGGAUUACGUUCAAACCGUGAUCCCAGAAUCUGGGAUCACGUCAAUUUUUAACAAGUUGGUUGAGUUGGGUCGGGUUGGGUUUGUGUUCAACCCAUAUGGUGGGAAAAUGUACGAGAUUGCGGCGGAUGCAACGCCAUUUCCUCACCGUGCGGGUAAUUUGUACAAGAUUCAGUAUUCGGUUAACUGGAAUGACCCGGAUCCUGAACUCGAGGCGAAUUAUUUGAACCAAAGUCGGGUGAUGUACGAGUUUAUGACGCCGUUUGUGUCGAAGAAUCCGAGAGGCGCGUUUUUGAACUACCGGGAUCUUGAUAUUGGUGUGAUGAGUGGAGAUGGGAAGAAUAGUUAUAGUGAAGGUGAGGUUUAUGGCGAGAAGUAUUUUAUGGGGAAUUUUGAGAGACUGGUGAAGAUAAAAACCGCGGUUGAUCCUGAUAACUUCUUUAGAAAUGAACAGAGUAUACCGACUCUCGCCGGGAAGACUUUGGGCAAGUCUAGGAAGAUGAAGUGAAAAGGCGGUUUUAAUCGGGUGUUGCUAAACGUACCACAUUCUUUCGCACAUUUGGUUGAGUCUCACAUGGGUACGUUGUUUAUUGAUAGGGGUAUGUUUAGUUACCCUUUUAGUUUUGUAUUGCUUGUAUACUGUUUAAAAUUUAUGCUCCACACGCAUAUGAUUAUUUGUACUCCACGUAUUUUAGUUUUUUUUUUUUUUUUUUUUUUUUGUAUGUAUAAAAGAAUAUAUAUAAUAAAUAUUGAGAUGAAGAUUCUAUUGUUUUUCUUA